AUGGAACCAGGUAUUGAUAUUGAACAACAGUCCGAGUCCCCGUUGCUAAUAGCAAUGAAAGGCCAUUCCGACAGCAACAAGAGCAAAGUAGCCCAUGAACUGGCCCGGUUCCUCAAUUUCCCUCUCGUCGGUGAAGAAGAUAUCAUCCCAGCACUGCAGGAAUCACUUGAAACUGACCAUUAUGAUGACUUGCUACCUUUGGAAAUUCUCUCUCAAAUCACUUCAACCCAGCUCAGUUUAAAGCUCAGUGUUAUUGUGAAUGCUCAGCUCUCUCACCGUGCCCACUUUGACAGGUUGGUUGAGCUUGGAUGCUCCACAGGUGCUCAUCUAGUUGUCAUUGAAUGCAGCAAUGAAAAUGAUCAUGUCCAAGAUUACUACGAUGUUGGAAACGUCCCAAAGCUCAGAAUUGACAUCACAAAGCCAUUUCAUGCGGAGGACUUCAUCAAUGGUAUGCUUAAAGCUGCAGUGCUGAUUUAG
Molecule: messenger RNA, 477 nt
Organism: Dovyalis caffra
Lineage: Eukaryota; Viridiplantae; Streptophyta; Magnoliopsida; Malpighiales; Salicaceae
Source: the annotation of a GenBank genome assembly